Effrenium voratum is the source of this 321-nucleotide messenger RNA. The record is from the annotation of a GenBank genome assembly. Lineage: Eukaryota; Dinophyceae; Suessiales; Symbiodiniaceae.
AUGGAGUGUUCUGACUUUGCUGAUCCGCAUGAAUCUGCCUUUGCUGAUCUAGCGUUGGCAACGCUUGCCUGCGAACAGGAAGUGUCUCGUGACUUUGCUGGCCUGGUCAGUCUUGACUGCCUGGCGGGACCUUGCGGCAGCGCCAUUCUCAACCGAGUUGCCCCGCAGUGCUUGCGCGAGGGUGGGUGCAAGCAGGUGCAAUCGGACAUGCAGUGCGAUGCGAGUCUGUGUGACGAUAUCAAGAUCAAGCCGGAAUCUUUAGCCACAAGCCUCGUCUCUCGCGACACACCAAGGGCCGAGCUGGCUUCUCAUCUUAAUUGA